Messenger RNA from Cylindrotheca closterium, 1683 nucleotides. The record is from the annotation of a GenBank genome assembly. Lineage: Eukaryota; Bacillariophyta; Bacillariophyceae; Bacillariales; Bacillariaceae.
AUGUCGUUUUUCAUCCCCAAAUGUCCAAUCCUUGUGGUCUGUGCGGUCGUCAUGUGUUUCAUGAGCAAAUUGGAUCCGAACGAUUAUUUCUUGCCCACCAUUCUCUUCAAGGAGAAACAUAGUAAUAAUAGUGGUGGUGGUGGUGGUGACUCCUCAUCUGCUGUGGUGGACGAUGAUAACAUUGACAAGCAUUUUGUCAGUGAUAAUAACAAGAAUCUGAGGAUCGGAGUCCAAGAGAAUAACAACAAGAAGGACGGAACUGCAACGAAAUUGGAUAAGUUUGCCAAUGCAGGCAAAGACAAAGCAGCAGGAUCCAAAACUGUGAAAGAGCAAGAUAAAAAGUCAGACGACGCUGCCAAUGUAUCGUCGUCUCGAAAGAAUGCUGAAGUCGAGGUUGUCGUGGCCAAGAGUGUCUCCAAGGAAACGGCGAAUGCGCCCAGCAACAAGGCCAACAAUGGCACUUCCAGCGGCGGUGCAGCUGAGAAACCAAAGGAAGGUGGCGACUCGAAACCAAUUCCACCGUCCCAGCUACGCAAGAAAAUACCGGAACGUACUGACAAGCCCUUGUUCAUUCUACACAUUGGUCCUCCCAAGACUGGCACGACUACCUUGCAAUGUGAACUUGGGGAAAAGUUCCAAGAGUUGAAGGAGGAAAACUUUUACUAUCUAGGAACCUACUAUGCUCCACUGUGUGGAUUGCCCAAGGACCAUUUCAUUGAUGGAUUUUUCGAUGCUACUCGACCAGUGUUGCUGCACUGCUUCGCUGACCAUGCCAACCAAGAUUGUGCAGAGGACAAGCACAAUGCGUGGAAACAGUUUGAAGACGUUGUACUGUCACAUAAGGAUCACAAUGUCAUUAUGUCGGAUGAAAUGUUCCACCAUCACUUUUUGGAGGAUGAUGUCAAGCGACUAGCCAAGAUUCUGAAUCCCCAUUGGGACGUGCGAAUCAUGUACACCUACCGUCACUUUCAUUCCAGUCUACCAAGUAUGUAUCACCAAUUGAACGAUCCAUAUGCGACGCAACCGGGAAUGGCCUAUUCUCAUGAAAAGACAAUCUGGCCAGAAGAUGGCGGAUACAAGAUUCUGUCCUUCCGUGAGAGCAACCACUUUAAAAUCGACGAUGAAAUGGACCGAUUCAAUUUUUGGGCCGAAUCAUUCAAAUGGGUGACAGUAUUCAACAUGCACAACACCAAAGGAAAGGACUAUCUUCCAGCCUUUUUAUGUACCAUGAUUCCAGAAUCCAAGGCACUCUGCCAAGAAGCAAAGAAGACGGACGCAUCCAAGCACAAGGACAAUGAUUCCUCGUCCAAAAUUCUCCAUUACGAUAUGCUGGCUGUGGAAGCACGGGAAGAAGGUUUAUUGGAGAAUACCAAAAAGACUCGAGAAGAAGUUCGCGAUGCCGUCCAAGAAUUCUGCAAAUCGAAGGAUUGGGAGUUUACACACUUUCCUUUGGACUGCUUGUCUGAGGAGGAAUUGGAUUCCUUCUUGCAACAGUCCCUCAAGCAAGCUGCCAUUUUACAUCCCUAUUUUGCCAAUCCUCGGCCAGACAGUGCCCCCAGUAUUGAAUCGGAAAUCCGAUCGGGAUUCCAAGACUAUCGCACCAAGAAGAAGUUCUGUUCCGUCAACACCAAGAAAACCCUGGAAUUGCAUCCAUGGAGACAGUUUUUCCUCAAUUUAGAAUAA